GCUCGUUGUCGCACCGUAGCGUCCGGGCCGGGGCAGGAGGGGGAAGAAGAUGGCGGCGGCGGCGGCGCCUCUGGCCCUGGGGCAGUGAGACGCGGAGCGUGGCCGGGCGCGUGAGGAGGCCCCUGGGCACGGCGAGGGAGGCAGGGCGGAGCGGGGGCCCCCAUGGCCGCGGGGCCGGCCCAGGAGCCGCGUCCCGCCCCGGGCCUGCCACGGCCCCGCCGCCGCGGCUGGUAGCGCGGCCCCAGCGCCCGCCCGGGGGGUCACGCCCCCGAGCCUGCCGCGAGAAGGGCUCCCGCCAGGCCUGAGCGCGCCCCCCCCCCCGGGGGCUGAAUCCUCCCCCCACCGCGGCCCCUCAUAGCGGGCUGGGCCGCCCCUAGGGGCAGCGCCCCAACCCCCAGGGGACCGAUUGCCCCCCCCCCCGCAUCCUGCAGGGGAACAGCGCCCCGCCCCCAAGGGGGAGCCUAGUGACCCCCCUUCCCCAAGGGGUGUCGCCCCCCCCUCCCCGGACUGUGCCGAGGAGUGAGCCUCCUGGGGCUAGCCCUCGAGUCCCUCCCCCCUUGCAGAAACAGCAGCGACCCCCCCCCCCAGCAUAUAGCCCCCAGGUCGCUCUGCCGGGCGUCCCAUUCCCCUAGCGCAAAGGGGCGCUGAUCCACCCACCCCCCCCAAGGGAGACUGCCUUAGACUUCGAGACGGUAGACCCUCCCCCUGAGGGGCACAGCUGCCUUUUUCCUUCCCUCUCCUCCCGCCCCACCAAAAGGGCCAGACUCAGGGGGACAGAGGCGCCCCCCCCCAAGUUCUCUUCCCGAGCGCCUUCCUCACGGGAAGACGGUAGCCCCUCACCCCCAGAGGAUCAGGAUGUCGGAGAACCAGCCCAAUGCGAACAAUCACCAUCACCCAAUGAACAACAACGGGGGUGGUGGGGCCGCCGGUGGAAACAACCGGGGGGUACGGAACCCCAACCUCAACCAGAACCCCCUGAUUAAUGUGCGCGAUCGCCUCUUCCAUGCCCUUUUCUUCAAGAUGGCUGUAACCUAUGCCCGCCUCUUCCCACCCUCGUUCCGCCGUAUCUUCGAGUUCUUCGUCCUUCUCAAGGCUCUCUUUGUGCUGUUCAUCCUGGCUUACAUUCACAUCGCCUUCUCCCGUUCGCCCAUUAACUGCCUGGAGCAUGUGCGGGACAAGUGGCCGCGCGAUGGCAUCCUGCGGGUGGAAAUACAACGCAACUCCAGCCGAGCCCCCAUCUUCCUGCAGUUCUGCGAGGUGGAGAAAUUUCCGGGAAUGGUGAUCGAGUCUAUGCAGGAGGAGGAGGAGGAGGAAGAGGAGGAAAUGACUGUGGAGAUGUUUGAAAACAGCUCUGUCAAGUUUGAGCUGGACAUCGAGCCCAAGGUGUUUCUCAAGCCACCCCGGGCAAGCAGCACUGAGGCACUGACCCAGGUGACCCAGAAUGAAAGCCAGGAUUUCUCGUUUAGCGAGGCGACCACUAAAGGUAUGCAGCCUCUGAGUGAGACUGUGUCCGAGUUUGAGAUGCUAGCCAGAGCAGUAUGGCCCCAGGAAGAGUACAUUGUGGAGUAUUCUUUGGAGUAUGGGUUUUUACGCCUGUCUCAGAGCACUCGUCAGCGUCUCAGCAUCCCAGUCAUGGUGGUGACACUAGACCCCACCAGGGACCAGUGCUUCGGAGACCGAUUUAGUCGCCUGCUGCUGGACGAGUUCCUGGGUUACGAUGACAUUCUAAUGUCCAGUGUGAAAGCUUUAGCUGAAAACGAAGAGAACAAAGGUUUCCUCCGCAACGUGGUGUCUGGGGAGCACUAUCGCUUUGUCAGCAUGUGGAUGGCUAGGACGUCGUACCUAGCUGCCUUUGUCAUAAUGGUCAUAUUUACUCUGUCAGUUUCAAUGCUGUUGCGCUACUCUCAUCAUCAGAUCUUUGUCUUCAUUGUGGACCUCUUACAGAUGCUGGAAAUGAACAUGACCAUUGCGUUCCCUGCUGCUCCCUUACUCACUGUCAUUUUGGCUCUAGUAGGCAUGGAAGCCAUUAUGUCAGAGUUCUUCAAUGACACCACCACUGCGUUUUAUAUCAUCCUCAUUGUGUGGCUGGCAGACCAGUAUGAUGCCAUCUGUUGCCACACCAAUACUAGUAAGCGGCAUUGGCUAAGGUUCUUUUAUUUGUAUCACUUUGCCUUCUAUGCAUACCACUAUCGAUUUAAUGGGCAAUACAGCAGCCUGGCUCUGGUCACCUCGUGGCUUUUCAUCCAGCACUCCAUGAUCUAUUUCUUCCAUCAUUAUGAGCUGCCGGCCAUCCUCCAGCAGAUUAGAAUCCAAGAGAUGCUGCUUCAGAACCAGCAGGUGGGUCAAGGGACCCAAACAACGCUUCAGGACAACCUCAACAACAACACUACUGCUGCCCCCACUGACAUGGGCGGCAGGCGGCCCCAUCCAGGAGUGAGUCCUGCCACAGAUAGCAGCAGCUCCAGUUCUCUGGCUCCCAGCGAGGAUCCCAGUGCUGUUGCCAUUGCAGCUGCUACAGCCUCUUCUGUAGGGAGUGAUCUGAACUGGGUAGCUGAAACUGCCGCUAUCAUUACAGAAGCCUCGUUCCUGUCUGACCUGAGCACUAGCCUCUUGGAGCCAAACGUGGUGAACGAAACCCUGGCCAGUGGGAGCCCACAGGAUGCUGCUGUUGCUGCUGCUUCAAGCUUGGUAGCCCAAAUUCGAGUCAGUAGCGACCACGUGGAGACUGCUGUGGGCUCCAUUACUGUUGAGGUCUCAACAGCAGUGGUUACUGCAACAGAUGCACCCGCUGGUGCAGAAGACACACCAGCUACCCCCCUUGCCAGUGCCCCCCUUGUCCCAACACAGGAGGAUGGUGCAUCUGUCCCCAGUCCUUCCCUUCCCGAGCAGACUGAGGCUGCAGGGGAGCCAUUCAGCCAAGCAGAACCUAGUGGAAAGGACUAUGUUGCAAACAGUAACCUGGCAGAGACCCCUCAGCCCCUCACGCAAAAUGCUGAUCUGGUCAAGCAUUUGGAUAGUGCUUUUGGGGACCAUGGGGAGACCGCCCCCUGCCCAACAGCAAUGGACAGUACAGCCUGCUCUGAAGCUCACUCGGAACCAGAGUUCAGGAGCCUGAGCCCGUUCUCUCAUUGAUCUCUGGCAGUCCAGAAGGAAUCUGGAUUUCUUGUUUCUCCCCAGGCCUGACCCAUAAUUCCUUUUAGUGAGGGCAGAGCAGCUGGAGCAUGGUAAAGAUUCAGUACAUUUCUCCCCUGGACUCUAAAUGUGUAUGUGUGUAAAAGGGACAGACUAGCUGGCCAUUAAUGCCCAGCAUCCCUCUGCAACUAGACCUGCAGAGAGGUUCUUCACUGCAUGCAAGCUGCUGGGCCCCACAUUUUACUUAAGCCAUUGGCAGACAACAGGGCUGCCGGAUUGGUCACUUGGGCUAGUCAGUGUCACAGUUCUGUGGUCCCCACUCCUUCCUCCCACCCCUCUUGUGUUGCUCUCACAAGGAAGGGCUUCCAGUUGUACUGGCUGGAUCAGCGGCUGGGGACUGAGUCAUUAGCCUUACUUGCCUUUGCAAGUGUGACCCAAAUUGUACUAAACAAUUUUUUGUUUUAACUCCCGCUCCCCCCCCCCCCCCCAAAAAAAAUCUUAGUGUGAUGAGUUGCAUCUAGUGUGGUGUAUUCCUGGAAAGAGAGGCUGGAAAGCUCAUCAACUGAAAUGGAAAUGAACCUUGGGGGCAGUCAGAAACCACUUGCUGGAGCUAAGAGUCAUUUCCUUUCACCAUGGGAGCUUCAGUGGAUGGUGCUUGACAUCUUCACUCUGACAGUUUGGUAGUGUCUAGCUGACUUUGUCCAUAACUGACUCCCUGUUCUUCACUCUUGUUCCUCACCAGCCAUGUGGGCCUUGACUGUAGAAGGGUUUUUUGGCUACUUAGCAAAGGAGUAAAGUUGGCUGUUGCAAAGACGUGUGUGUAUCUGUAUAAGGGGUGAGACACAUGUCUGUAUUAAUGUUGGGGAGAAGAUACAGGUGGCAGUUUCUUGGCAUUCCUAACUUUUAGAACUGCAGUUUAAUAGAGUGUGUGUGUGUGUGUGUGUGUGUGUGUGUGGGGCAGGCAGGGGGGGUAUUAAUGUCUCCUUUGGAGAUCCACAGAAAGCAGCAGAGGGCAUCAGCAAGCUUGGCCCUCCACUAGGGAAAGGGCAUCUUAAGCCCUGUGCCCUCUUACCAGAUUUCAUCGCAGAUGAGAAGCUGGGAAUAGGGCUUCGAUUAGCUGUAGUUAAGCAUCUUCCUGCUGCCCUCUCCCCCCUGACCUGUUACCAGUGGCCAGCGUGUCCGGGGAGACAUGAAACAUGAGGCUGUUUUCCUGUGCUAACAGCUCUCUGAGAGCCAGUCAGUUGUGCCUGAGCUGAUAGGUUCAUACCACUUCCCCCUGCAGGUUGGUGGCAGGGGUAUGCUUGUAACCAUCUAGGCUGAUUCUGGGAUGGAUCCCCAUAGCUCUCUUCCCUUUUCCAUUCCUACUGCACCCCCCAAAAGGAGAGCAGCUCUUCUUUCCACCCCAUGGCCUCUCGGCAGGGGCUCUCUCAAUCUAGCACCUUAAAUGCAUAGCACAUAGACUGUGGGUAAGCUAAAGGGGAGCUAGUGCCAGGGGCUGUGGCCUGAAAACAUUAGGAACUGAACAAUAGCUUCAUAAUUAAUGAAGGAGCUUUCAGGGACGCAUGUGUGUAGCCCUGUCACCACAGAGCUCCACUCUUUGCUUUAGUGGCUUAGCCUGUUUUUUCAGUGCCUUGUCCCAUGCGUGGGACACCCUCACAUCCUAAGAUUGGGCCCUUCCACAAGUCGAGGAAACCCCCUUGGCACAGGGCCAGAAGGGGAGACUGCAGGUAGAAAACUGUUACUCAUGAUGGUUCGGUAGAACAGGACAGGACCCGAACACUGAAGCCAAGAAGAAAUUGAGAUACCCCCCACCCCGUUUCCUCCUUGGCAAAAAGGAACCCUGGAGCACUGUCCUGCUGAAAGGAAGAGGCAAAGCUAGCUCUGAGAUUAGUGUCUCACCCUGAUAGACUGUAGUUUGCCUAGGGGUUGUCUGUCUUUCUACCCUUUUACUAACUCGUUCUAGUAGGUGGUAUCUGGUACCCAAGUUAGAGAGGCUGCAUUAGAAACCAUCCUGUUAUCGGCAGCAGAGUUUUCUAGUUUGCUCAGCCUGCACUGGUAUGCCCAUCCUGGGAGCUGCUCCCUUUGGAGAAAAGUUUCUGGUAAGUGAUGUCCGAUUCCCCCAGCAAGGCUCUGAGAGGGGAGAUAAACUCAGGAAAAGGUAGCGUAUGUGGUGGAAAAGGGAAGUACCAAGGGGGAGGGUGGGGCUUAGCCUCCCACCUCCCCUCUAAUCAAGGGGGCCAUGUCACAAGGGGGAUGGAGACCAAGCUGUGGAAUUGUUCUUGGGCUCCAUCCUUGUCUACAGGAGCUAAUCAGCCCUCAUCCGGUGUUUCCUUCCUGUCUGAUCAGUCCUAGGAAUGAGGCCCUCUGGUAUUUCCACUGCUUACCACACAGGGGAGGUGCUGUUGGAUGGGGAAUUGGGGUGUUAUUGAAGGAUUUGCCAUGUCAGUGGCUGCCCAGCGCAAAGGGGUUUCUGACAAUAUCUCAGCUUUCUUUCUCUGCCUUUCCUCCCCAGAAACCCAUUUAGGGAAUACAUGCUGCUGCUGGAGGUGGAGUGUGCAUGCCAGGGCCUGGUAUGUUGGUAGACCCCUCUCACUACACCCAGCCUCCCCAGGAGCGAGACUGGGUCCAGCCAACAUCUCCCCCCUCAAUUAUCUGAUGCUGCUUCUAGGCAGCUGAGCUCCUUGCAGACAGGUUGUAAAGGUCACAGAGCACAAGCCAGCAGAAACAGCUGUAGGAUUUUAGGGGGGGGAAAUGAACCAAAUCAUUUGUUGAAUGAAGGGUAGAGUUCAUUCUAUUUAAUUAAUGUAAAAAUGUUUGUAUGUGUAUAUAUAUAUAUAUAUAAUAAAUAUUAUCUCUAAC
Molecule: messenger RNA, 5991 nt
Organism: Dermochelys coriacea (leatherback sea turtle)
Lineage: Eukaryota; Metazoa; Chordata; Testudines; Dermochelyidae
Gene: TMEM259
Product: transmembrane protein 259
Exons: 11
Coding region: 856-3132 (758 amino acids)
Biological process (GO): response to endoplasmic reticulum stress; positive regulation of ERAD pathway
Cellular component (GO): endoplasmic reticulum
Source: RefSeq, a predicted model, not a curated record